UUUACAAAAGUACAACACGGUUUUUUCCUCGAUUUUAACUGGAAAUAAGCCUGCACUUUCAUGAAUUAGUGGCUUUUAAUUGCUAAGGGGUAAUCAUGCGGGCAUUCCACUGAACAAUGGUAUCCGCUAAAGCGCUAAACAGCAAAAUAAAGUUAAUGAAGUUUCGUUUGUCAUAUCUUAUAUGCUUGUGCCUAGGUUUACGAGCAAGGGAUGUGCUAUGUGUUCGCAAAGAUGAUAAGACCGAAGUUGGCCAUGAAAGCUGUGAAAGUAAUUUAACCAAGCCUAAUGCUUUGGAGUCUUGCAAUACACAACCCUGUCCACCUGAGUAAGUUAAUAUUAACGAAUAAUUCAAUCUGUGACUGAGAUCAUUUGAGCGAUUGAAACCGAAGAUGUGGCACAGGGGACACAUGUUUGAUGCUCGGCUUAUACAAACUACCUUUAUUUAAACUGGAAACCACUGUUAGUCCUGUCUAUUGACAAAAUACCUGGAGAAAACCUGCGAAUUAUGCAUGAUAGCCACAAUAGAAAUAUUAAUUAACCGUAGUUCAAUUAAAAAGUUACAGGUACAUGUAUUAUAUAAAUAUAAACAGGCGGAUGGAAUGAAAAAACAAGUAAUAAUAUUUCUGUACCCUAAUUCUACAAUAUAUUGCUAUUAUCAAUUGCUGGCCGUGUUCAGGCUCAAACUAUAUACUAGAUCAGACCAAGUUUUGUUUUCGUUUUGUUCCCAUGUUCCCACUGCAAAAUUUCCCUUGUUCCUUUGUUCCUUAGACCGGCCAGGAAGUGGUUUGGAAUGCAAUUCCGAAACUAACAAAUGAUAGUAUGAUACACAUAAUUGUAACUUACAGAUGGUACAUCACCGCCUGGCAAACGUGUUCCUUGUCUUGUGGAAAAGGCUUUCAACAACGAAGUGUUGUGUGCCGUCAGAAAAUAGCUGAAAAUAAAUGGAAUACAAUCACAAAUGAAACAUUGUGUGUUGAACCUAAGCCAGUUGUCUCACCACUGGAGAGAAACUGCAAUGAAAUUAGCUGCCCACCUGAAUACGUAGCAGGACAAUGGUCUGAGGUAAACAAGCGGAUUUACUGAAAACCAAUCAUAUACAGCCCAAGAAAAACUACUAAACAGUUUUGUGAAAACAUUGUUUCCAAGCCAUGUUCAGUCCCGAUGUUGGGUAAAUUAAAACAGAAAACAACUGCAACAAAAGUCACAAUUGUGAAAUAUAGUAAGCAUUUUUGUUUCCGCAACCGGUUUUAAAUAGCAUUUGGGGAAACAUUCAAAAAAACAUUCCACAUCUUUGCCGUCAUUCGUUCAAAGUAAAUAAUAAUUGGCAAAUUGCUCAUUAAUUAUAAUCUUGGUCCUUGGACAAAACGGCUGAGAUUAUCGGAUGAAAUUAAUGUACAUGACACUAACAUUAAAACCUAAUUGAUGAGCGCCUCCUUUCAAGUUCAAAGUUGAGAACAACCUCCAAACAACUUCUGGAAUAUAUCAGGAUCUAAAUUUAACAUAACAUGCAUAUACAUGCACUAUGGUAUACUAGUUUUAAAACUGUAUAUUUACUUUCUUGGUUUAUCAAGAACUAACAUGCACGUUAAUUAAACUAUUAUUCUUUUGUUCCUCAUUGUUUAAAUAGUGUUCAACAACAUGCAGUCUUGGCGUGAUGACCAGACAACUGACUUGUCAACGACGAACUGCUACUGGUAUAACUGAACAUCUUCCUAAUUUGUGGUGUGAAAACUAUGGAUCAAUCAAACCCUCAAUCACAGAAGAUUGCAAUGAUGACUCGCCUUGUGAACGUAAGUAAGCACGACUACAUAGUUAUGGCAAGGAAGAAUACAGUCCAAAAGCCCUUUAUAAUCCUUAAGGACUAUAGUAUCUUUAUAAUCCUUAAGCCAGCUGCUCCUGGUUAGGUCCAAAAUUGUAUAAUUAUAUUAAUCUUCCUCUCGAAAUUUUCAUCUACAAAAACCCUUCAAAUUUCCAUUGACUUGACAUUCCAUCGCAAACUUCAACUUCCAGUUUUUCCAGGACAAACUUCAACUUUUAGGGUUUCGAGAAAAGUUUCUGGCGAUGUUAAACUGUACUUCAUAGGUGGUUAUGGUGUCGUACUGUCGUCAACAAAGACGAUGACGUAUCGUUGUUGCUAUCAAGGGUCAAGUGGUGAUCCCAUGACAACAUCAUAAAAUUAUAUAGUUUCCGGCCAUCUAAUCAAGCUUCAUGACAAGCACAUGAGUCCGAAAUGGAUUUUUGGAGCUUAGUUUACUUUCUGCAGUUUAAUUUAUUAGAUUUCUUUCAUCUUGUUUAACUGCUUACACCACUUGUGAGUGGACCCCAGUCCGACGAUUUAGUCCCGCUAUGCAAAUAUUUUCGUGUUUAUUGACUGUGAAAACAAUCAAUUUCUAAAGAAAUGAAUGAUAAUAAUUUUGAAUUUGCAUAGCGGGACUAAAUGGUCGGGCAGGCUACGCCACUGAACUCAAUUAGUCAAGGUCGACUUCUUUCCAAAAGAUAUGAAUUCAUAAAUUAUAGCCUAAUGAAUUAUAUUCGAAUCAGCGUAUGGGAAAUGAAGAAAUGUUAAGAACAACAAGCAUAUAGUCAAUUGGGACAUGAUCUGGAAACUCGGCAAAUCCCAAAAGAAUCUACAAUGUGCUACGAUUUUAUCGGUUAGGACAGCUUCACUUUGCACUAUUAAUAUUUCAACAGUAGAGUUGGGUGAUUCAGCGAGACGAUGCCAUUGUAUAUAUGACUGUUUAAAAUCCAUUGUGCCAAAAAUUCAUAGUCUUCACCGUGCACGUUUGCAUAUAACCAUGAACAAAAAUAUAGGAAGAAAGACGUUGGUCAGUUUCCUGGCCAUAUCUUGAUUGACUAUAAUUCGAGUAUGUUACCAUGUAUCAAUUGAAUUAAAAGAUAAUUUUGAAGCUUCAUUCAUAACAGAAAAUUUGGAAAUUUAUUCUUUCAUUUCCUUCUACCUAGCUCCACCUGAAAAUACUAUUGGGUGUUUUGUACUGGACGCGAACAUAUUUCCAACGUUACUGGCAAACUUCCAAGAAAGCUUAGAUUAUAAUAAUGUCCUCGUGACUGCUCGCUCCUGUGCACGACUGGCAUUCCAUCAAAACUACAGAUACUUUGGCCUUGCAAACAACGGGGAAUGUCGUGUUGGACCUGAUAUGAAGUCAAACUUUUUUAAACCUCAAACCUCUUCACAGUGUUCUUCAUCCGUUGGGAAAACCGGCGCAAUAUAUGUUUACACCUUGGGUAAGAGGAAGCAGUUUUAGUAAGCGUUAUGGAAAGCAACUUCAGAAAUAUUAACACUUAGGGGCCGAUUACAUGGAGCAUUUUCAACCCCGGAAUUGAACUCAGCCCUGUUUACCGGGUUGAAAUUUCACCCUGUCUGUAAUACAAAACUCUAUCAAAAUCAAACGCGCGAUUACAUGACAAAAUUUGAGUUCAACCCUGGGGUUGAAAUUUCAACCCUGCUUAGCUAGCAGGAGUUAAAAUUUCAACCCCUGGGUUGAACUCAGCCCUGGGUUGAAAAUUUUGUCAUGUAAUCGUUUCAACCCAGGGCUGAAAUUAUCAUGUGUUAUUCGAGCAUACGUGGUAGUGACUAUUUAUUACAAGAAAACAAAAUCAAAGGCUUUUUUACUUCCGCGAAUCGAUGCCGAGAACGUAUAGUAUAACGUUUCAACCCUGGGGUCGAAAUCGUCCAUGUAAUCGUAAAAAAUUUCAACUCGGUUAACAGGGCUGAGUUCAACCCCGGGGUUGAAAAUGCUACAUGUAAUCGGCCCCUUACAUCUCUCAAAUACAAGACUACGAUAUAUGAGAAAUAUAUCAUCCGCAUGGUAACUGCAGGUUGACCACCAUCUGCUGCCGGUUGUAUAAAGCUCUUAACCGGCUACUUUUUAACUACCCGUUUUGUAGUUAAAUUGUAGUUAACUUUAACCACGUAGUUAGUAAGUCGGUUGUAUAAAAAUAUAAUUUAUAGCGUUAACUGCAGUUAAAAAGUAGUUAAAGUUAAUUAUGCUCGAGGGUAUCGUUAACUUCUCAAAAUGUAGUAAAAAAAAUGGCGCUUGUAUAGGAGUGAACAACAUUUUUCAGUAAAACAAUAAUCAAAAGCAACGCUUAUCUGGGAUUUUCAAUCGCUAUCUUCCCUGUGAAUGUUUCCUGACAAUAUACAAACUCUUCAAAUGCUAUCGCUUUGCCUUCGGUGUUUUUUUUUGCGAAAACAGAAUAUAUUUUGCACAGGAAUAUUUCUGGACGACGACGGUCGAUGUUGGGCCCAUUAGACGAAAAAACAUAUGUAAUUGCCAAACAGUUACACUCUGGUUUAACAUAGACAUCUGAAGGAAAAACGGCCUUCUUUGAUUUUUUUCAUUCCCGCCUAUUUGCAAAAUGCGAGUCCACAAUCAUGUUAAAAUGCUUGUCAGCGGUCGUUAAUCACUGCUUACUUUAUGUAAUUGCGUGUUUAAACGCCCCACGCACAGUUAACUACGUGAUUAGUUAACUAACCGACUAACUACCGGUUUAAACGUUUUGACCAACGCAGUUAAGUCAUGUAGUUAACUAUAACUACAUUUAAGGAUUUGACUAUACGGUAGUUAACAUAAACUGCAUUUAACUUUAACUACGUUUUUAUACAACCGGCCCCUGUACUAUACAUUACCAUAAAUAAUCUAUUUUAAUAAAGGUUUUUUGACUGAUUUAUAACUCUCAUUUCUUUUCCUUUCUAAAAUAUAAAGACGAACUACCUGUUAUUACCCCAGUGGGAUGUUAUAAAGACCGAGCUGACCGAGCUAUGCCUGUAUUUUACAAGAGUUUCCGUAACCAGAUAAACUGGUAUUCUAUGGAAAGUACUGUCAAUCAAUGCGCUCAAGUUGCAUAUGGAAGUGGUUUCCAGUACUUUGGAGUGCAAUUCUAUGGCGAGUGUUGGUCAGGAGCUAUGGCAAACGAAACGUACGACAAAUAUGGUGAAACUACCACUUGCUGGGAGGGAGUUGGCAAAGACUGGACAAAUUUCGUGUACAAAUUUGAUUGACAAGGUAUUGGCAUUGCAUCAACCUCGUACCCAGGGUCCUCCCUGUUGGAGAGGAAAACCCUUUUAGGAGCUGGUCAUAUGAUCUGCUAAAAUCUAGCAGAUUUUUAAUUAGCUUUGUUAUAUACAUUUGGAAGAGAAAAUGCAGUAGUUGAGUGACUUUUCCAUGUGCACAACAAGUGUUGUUUAUUUCCAAUAAAUGACAAAAAAUGAUGACAUGCAAUAACAAAAAAUCUGCUAGAUUUUAAAACCAGAUCAUGGAGCAGCUUCUACGAGGAUCUUUCCUCGCCAAGAGUAACCUGAAGUUCAGGCCCUAAUUUGAAAUAGGGCCUGACACAAAACCUGUCUAGACCGUGGGACGCCCACAUGUUAUUUUUAGACACACAUGCAAUAUGAUUGACAAGUGUUGUAGAUUUCGUUAGUAUCGUUACACAAAAAAAUUGUAUUCUCAUGAACAUGUCCGCAGAGUGUGCAUUUUGCUUUUUAAUUAAACUUAAAAAUUCAAGGUACUUUUAUAUAAUUAAGAGUCAGUUUCUCUAUUUAACCGAACAGCAAACAAAGAUUUAAUUAGUCAGUUCUGUGCACGGCUUGACUGCCAAGCUUUCUCAAGGUCUCAACUUGCUGGACGCGGAUAUACUCUAACGGGCUAACAACAGCAACAAUAAAUUCUCAAUCGUACCACGAAGAAGGCGAUGUAGCUCAGAAAACAACGCCGGUAGGACCUGAUAUUAAAAAUAAGACUUUUGCCGGCGAAGCCAGUUGGCAGAACAUCUUGGCUGUCAACAACAAUCUUUCGAAUACAUGACUAGUUUGGCUGUUCUUUCAGCGUCGUGUGUGUCCAAAAUUCGUCAAAGAUUUUGAUGAAGCCCUUUCAAAAUACUGUUUGUUUGAUUUAUUUUCUGCCAUAAAGCAUAAAAGAAAAGAAAUUCGAAGAAAUCGAUAAUGGAAUUUGUUACGUGCGUUUGAACUUUAUAUUACAUGCAAUUCUCGCCUUGAGCCCUUGACCGAGCUAUUUUUAAAACUGUUGUUUAUGUGAACUUACAACCAAUCAAAAUCCUUCAUGAUGCUGAUCAACCAAUCAGAUUUCCCGUCCACCAGGUGGACGGGAAUCCCACAGUUUAGAUAGGUUUUGUGUCAGGCCCUAUUCUGUGAUUAGGGCCUGAACUUCAGGUUACGCCAAGAGGGAAGAUCCUAGGCACGAGGUUGGCAUUGCAUAACACCUAGUAUAUAACAAUAGUGCCAUCCCGUCACGGCUCAGUCACCACGGUGAUCGGAUUGUUCCAUUGUCUUUUCAUUGAUUUGGAAAUCCCACUGUUCUCCAUGCCAUCCGGCCGCCAAUGGUUUUGACUAUUUGUGACGUUAUAGCCUAGUGAUGCAAUAUUUAUAUGUCUUAGAUCAAAUAGAAUCCUGAGAGUGAAAGUCUGGUAGGAAGGCGGAAAAAGGCGGAGUGCGGAAUGUGAUGCACGGAGUCUUGUUGGUUUUCUAUACAUUCGAUUUUAACUAGAUCGUCUCCCACGCUGCUGCUCUUUUUGUCGUACUCCCCCACGAGAAAUAUUAUAAUGGCGACAUAAAUAGCGACUGUGUGAUAGUCCAAAUUGGAACUUUAUCAUCACAACUUUUGAUACAGCAUAUAUUUCUCUGAGCAAAUAUUAAUGUAGGUACUCAUUUCGAACCUCGAUUAGGCAAUUGAUAUUCGAUUCAAUUGAGAAAGGUCCUCACGUUGUUGCAAUAACUUCCAGUUUAUAUGCAAUAUAUUUAGAAUCAAAAUUGUAAAUCAAGUUUACUGUAGUCUUGUAAUAUGUAUUUCAUGCACACAACUAAAAAAUGUUUUUGCUUAUACGAAGAUGUUUCCUUUGUAGUCUGAUUUGGCCGAGAAAUAGUUAAGGAUGCACACAGAUUACACUACUUAUGGUUUCUUUUUUCUUCGUUUACAGAAUCAGCCAAGUUACGACGAAUUAAACAUUAAGACAAGGUAUUAAUAAUUAUUGUUAAAAAUAACGUUAUCUGCAAUUCUACAACAAAAAGAGUUUGUGUUUAAACUAAUAAAAACACUAUUGUAUCCUUUAAAAUGU
Messenger RNA from Paramuricea clavata, 7089 nucleotides. The record is from the annotation of a GenBank genome assembly. Lineage: Eukaryota; Metazoa; Cnidaria; Anthozoa; Malacalcyonacea; Plexauridae.